UGGAAAUGUUACACUGAACUUCUGACUGAACACUGACUUCAAUAGUUUUUUAUUAUUACAUUAAAAAAAAGAUUGAAUUUAAUAAAAUUACAUUUAUUCAAUUUAGUUACCUAGUCUAACAGUUUCGAAUAUUUAUGCCCAAGCAGUUUGAUCAUCGGAGUCUGUCUAACAGGUUGGAAGAAAAUUGCCCACUCAGUUCGAUCAUCGGACUACUAGGUAGGACAGGAUGGAAUGAACGAAAAGUCGUACAUUCAACUAAAAGCACCUAAUGUUUUCAAAUAACCCUCGUUGAUAAUGAAAAUUUACAACUUUCGCUGCUAGGGGACCGAAGCGGCAGGGAGCAUGCGCAAUGCGACCUCCUUCACAGCACGCACAGUGCAACCUCUUCCCGAAAUAAAUCAACAUCAAAUAGAUCGGAUAUUCAGACAAAUUUAUUGUAUAUCUGUCGCAUAAAAGAUAUGAAUGAGGACCACAUCGUUCUCUCUCGAGGUGCUAAUCCUUCUGUUCCUGACGCUGAUCCCGUGGCCGGGGCCGUCGGUGUUCAAGAUCACGUGUUCACGUGACAAUUCCAAAAUCGUCAGGAAAGUUAUACAAAACAAAUGGCUCCCCGUUUUAGAGCGAUUUCAGGUAAAGCUACCUCUAGAGUGUCCGUUCCACCCGGCGCGCGACAUAUUUUCGCCGCAGCACGCCGCCAAGCUGCAGCACCGGCCGUCGCAGUGGACGUGCGCCUUCUGCGGCAAGUCGUUCUACGAAGAGCGACACCUCGACACUCACUUCGACCAGCGACACAAGAACCAGAUUAACAAAGCGGAGGACGCAGUAUGUCUCGCGGACUACUGUGACAUCAUGCGGUGCCAAGUGCUGGUGGCACAUGGACUACUUAGCGUUGGCGGCGGGCCUGGCACCGACAUUGAGGUGUGGCAAGACAUGGAGGCAGCACGCAAGGCACUAGCGCCGGCCGCCACCCGCAGCGUGGCGCGCGUGCCGCAGCGCCGGCGGUCGCGCCCGCGUCCCGACUCAACACCGGCGCCCCGAAGGGACUGCCCAUCUACCGACACCCAGCCUGAAGAACCCGAAGUCGAAGAGAAAAGGACUGAAGAUAGCGAAAGUGAUGCCAAUCAAACGGCAGAGCUGUGCGACGCUGACACAGUGGAAUCAUCUCUUCCUCCAGACAGUCGUCAGAAACGGCUAGCCGAUUUGCAAGCGGAGAGGGCUGCUUGCGACCCCGCCAGGCUUCAGGGUCUCAAGGUCAAAUGCGAGAGGGUCGUACACUCUUGCAUAGCGACACUGUUGCUCCACUUAACACAGCACCAGUUUACGGAACUUGAAGAGGAGAUGCAGCGCGCCGUGUGCUGGUACCUGAGCUGCGAUCGCUACUGGGAGGAAACGGCGCCGAGCGCUCGCGCCUUUCCCUGGCCGCUGCUGCUGGCGCUCGCCACCGGCCUGGCCCUCGCGCUCUGCAUGUGCUACUACAUCAUUUGGAUCGUGUUUGACUCGGAGGAGGGCAGCAUCGCCGGCAGCGCGUCAGUGUCGAUGACGACACACUCAUCCCCGACGCGCGGCGAGCGGUUAGUGGGCGACGACGGACUUGACGACCCAGACCAAGACGACCACUACAUUUACGUCACCUACCCGCCGGAGCUCAAGCGGCGUCUGCUCGAGAGCUGCUACAAUAGAACGACUCGUCUCUGAGACACGACGUGCCAUGUUGCGUCGCGCAUGCGUAAUACGUUAUACCACAGUAGAUUAUACAUACGUGUAGCAUAGUAUCACUUCUGCAGUUCGAAUGUCUAGUAAAAAGUACCUUUUAUCGAUACAAAAAACGCUGAUAUAAAAAAAAAGAUUUUGUGACAUAAUUGUCAUUAAGGUUACGACCAAGUGACUACAAUUAUGCAAUUUGCAAUGUUAUAUCUAGGUAUACAUUUUAUUUACAUUUUAGCUAGUCGGAUCAUGUGAACUAAUAUUUACAAAACUAACGAACGAAUUAAAGUUUUUAAGCCAUUGAUCGAUAAAAGAUACAGUUAUAUUAUGAUCUUAGCAUAAUAAUAUUUUUACAUAAUAAAAAUAAUUUGUAAAGUCCCAAUUGAAACAAACGCAAAUACGAAUAUAAAAUUUAUUAAUUUAUCUGCUGUCUAAAAGUUUUUACUAGCAAAAAAAAACUAAAAAUGAAGAUCCUCAUUUUCGCAAUAAUACUGACCUUAUGUAGUUAGGCUAGGUUAAACCUUAGCUGUAUUUUGCUUUCUAAAAUUGGUGCCUAAUUUAUCCUUAGAAUAAAGCGAACUAUUUAUUUUCUUUAAUUCUCUAGUUCUUCAGAAGAGACUAUUGUACAUAGAAUUUGGGUUUUUAUCUACCUAUUAGAUACCUUUUUUAUAAACCACUUAUCAAAACGACUCUCGAUAUUAUCUAAAUAAUGGAUUUUUACCAGAUGAUAUUUCCGAAAACUCAGUCCCAUUGUUAGUUACCUAAAAAGGAAACGUGACCAAACUUCGUUUUGAUGUGUGUAUUUAGAUGCAGUAGAUAAUUUAGAUUCAUAUUUCUUUUAUGUUUUAUAGAAGGUAUGUUAAUUAAAAGGUUUGUUGAUUGUGAUUGUGACCUACUUUCAUGAUUAUCAUCAAACGAUUUCACACUACGCGGCGCCUUCUUCGUCGCAUCGGCGCAUUCUCGUUUCGUUUCUGUACCGAAUCUGUACAGAUUCUUUACCGCGAACCAUUUACAGGCUUCUUUUCGUUUUGAUUGAGCGAAAUGACGGGACGGGCGAAUCGAAUGGUUCCGUAGCACUCGGUACAGAGAGGUGUAUAUGCGCUUGGUAAGUAUCUGUACCGAAAAUACUCCGUUAGGAAACUCUUAUCCUUAAGGCUUGCGCAGACGAGGCACUUUUACCGCGGACUCGUUUGUCCGCCAAAAUACAUCGCUUACAACUAGUUUUGAGUAACGGACACGAUGGAUUAAAAGUAUCGCGCACAAAAAGUCCCAUGAAUAGAGAGAUCGGAUUGGACUAAGGAAGGGGGAGUCCCUAGCCAUUAACUUAUCGAUUCGAUAUAGAGGGAAGGACCCAGUAAUCUAUUUUAAAAAUUCCUAUCUUUUCUUAAACUUCAUGUUAAUUAUAACCUAACGAAAUCUCAGAACAUUUGCUUCUAUAACGUGCGCUUCACUAAAUUUCUGGGCAACAAAUGAUCGUACGCGUUGUUUAUUGAGUCUGUGGCACGUUCUUGACAGACAUUUUUUCACAAUUCAGGUUUUUUUUGUCCUCUAAGGACAAAAGUCUCUUCGCAAGCCUUUACGUUAUGGUGUUAUUUUUAUUAUUAGGAAUGUGCUACUGAUAGACAGCUGAUGUCAGAUGCUAUGCUAAAAUACUAAUAAUUAAAUUAAUAAAAAUAUUUCUUCCUCUACCAAAAAUACAUAGUAUUGUGAAAUCGUCUUUAUGAGAUCAUAAUAUUAGUGUCAUUUGUUAUUUUUCACACCCAAGUGCAGUUAUUUAUCAUAAAGCUUUCAUUAUUCAACAACUUACUGUGGAUAUUUUAUUUAUUUUAUUGGUAUGUAGUAAUGGAAAGGUACAUGAGGCUGCUUACGAAGAUCAGACAUUAAUAUAUUCUGGUGAAAAAAAUAUAUACCUAAUGUAUGUAUGUGUGACACACGUCUUGAAAUCAUGUCUGUUAAACGUCGUUUUAUAAAAUCGACAAUGAAAGUCGAUGAAUAUUUAUGUCUACUUGAUAGUAGAUCUUAUACAUUUGAUGUGGAAAAGCGGCCUUAAGGUGUGGUAUCGGGAACGCACAAGUAACCGUAACGGAUUCUCCGUCGAUCAAACUGGAAUAAAUUCCAUUUGUCAAGUUAUAUUUAAAAGUAUGUACCUAUACGUAAUACCUAUUUGUCCUAACCUCAAAGUAAAAGCAAUAUUCAUAUAGAAAAUGUAUGAUGCGCUCUCGAUUGUAUCUAGCUACAAUGGUCUAAGUAUGUACUUAGACCACAAUCAAUUGCAAUGUUUUUGUCGAUAUGUCAAACUUUUGUCGUUUAUUGCAACUAGAGUUACUUCUUAGGGGUGCAUUGUCUCUUAAAAUUAUAUGAGAAUCAUCAUUGAUCAGCCAGCUGACUUGAUUUUGUCCAUUGUCGCAAGUUAUACUUUGCCUAAGAACUCACGGCGCAAUUUCCUCUCGCGCACGCGCAGCUGCGGGACCGCAAGUUGCGUAGAAUGUGAAAUAGUCAACGAUAUUAAAUACAUAACAUAAUAGAUACACUACGUGCGCUCAAAAUGUGUCCCAAUUAAGAAGUGCUUGUACACGACUCAAGCAUUUCUUGGUUCACAGUCACGCGCAGACCGUUGAAAAGUCAACAAGCCACUGUGCUCCGUGAAAAAUGCGAAAAUAAUACUUAUAGUAUGUAAAAUGUCGUUUUUUCAACGGGUAUGUAAUCAAUGUCUGUUAAUUUAACGCAUCUGAAGUAAAUUUUGUUUUAAUAUUUACUAUAAACUGAUUUAAUAGAAAAUAUUUGUGAUAUUCAAAUGCAUGGUCGGUUAUACGUCGCCGUAUAUCCGUCUCUUUUCCUUGCGGUCCGUACCUGCUAUAUUGCUAACCGCGCAUUCAGAAUUGCGCGUAGAGUCAAAGAAAUAAGGUCUAUAUUCUUCCGCAUAUAGCAAUAAGUCGUAAAAUUUUACGCGCCUAUAUUUCGGACUGUCAUAACUCUUUGACGCAUAUUAUGCGUUUUAAUGAAGACCUUACACAAUUUGAUUUAAAGGUGAUUUUCAAUGAUUAAAUAAUGCCUUAUAUUGUUUACACUACGCGAUCAUCUUACGGAGCUCCGUGAAUCGUCCAAUAUACCUUGUGGACAGGUUUCGGGCAUGAUUUUAUUCGUAUUGGUGUAUCUAGGUUAUUUAAUAUCAUUGGAAAUAGUAGGUAAAACGCAAACACGCUGCGACUUACGCCCGCAGAGCUCACGGAUAUUUGCUUCACCUGCUGCGGGCGCGCGCGGGACGCGAUUUUCCGCAGACGUGGAGGGCUUUGCUCGAUCUCACAACCGCGGCGGCUGCGGGACCGCAAAAAACUGCGGUCUCGUGAGUUUUGAAAUAAAACAGCUCCGCGGCCACCCGCGCCAGGUGCGGGAAAAACCCUCUCCGUGAGUUCUUAGCCCCUGUGGUAACUUGAUGUGUGGCUGACUGUACAUAAAAUAUAAGGAAAAAUCCUUUUCCAUGAGAUACUAAAUAAUAUUACUUAAUUAACAUGAGAUCCAAUGAUAACGGUUACGCGUUGAGUUGUGAAAUAUAGAAAGUAAAUGGUUUAUUGUAUUGUUACUUUAAGCAUUUAACUGCUGGAUUUCUAAAUUUAAACGUUUUUUUUACUAGAAUGAAUUCCACUUGUUCCUUUUGAUCAUAGCCACUUGCAACUAGAGCUACUACUUAGGUGUAUAUAGAGUAGAUUUUUUCUAGUAAAAAAAAACUUAUGAUGUAAACGGUUGUUUUCGAAAAGAUUUUAUAAUGUAAGGAGCGUAUAUUGCUUUUAAGUAUAUUAACACUAUAAGUAAAAAAUGUGGCAAACUGUACAUAACGAAACAAUGCACUUGUGGAUUAGUUUUAUAAUUAAAAUGUGCAAAAUUGCAACAAUUAGAUACUGGAAUCGUGCCAUGAAAUCUCAUGGGGUUUUUUAUGUAUUAUUCCUUUCUUUUUGCUGCAUCCUAAAGGCCUAUUUAUUAUUAUACCGAUAAGUAAAUGUUACCGGCAAUUUAUAAAUGUAAUAAGAAAUUCUAGAGAAUGUAUAAAACGUUCAGGCAAUGUAUUUAAGCGAGAUAACUGGAAAAUGUGCAGAGCAAGCAUGUGUUGCCCUCAAAUUACAGAACAGAGCGCACGAAACACGCAAUGCGUGGGAUCAAAGCAAAUACGAAGUCAAAACUAAAAACUUUUUAGUCUUUUUGAACAGUUUUUACAAUGUUUGAAAAGUCGGCACAGUUUUGUUAAAAACUUAAUAUUCACGGGACGUAUUCACAACACGAUAUGUUGCAGUGUACUGUCUCGAUUGACAUUCGCUUUUGACUUCGUAUUUGUUUUUUGUCCCUUGCGCUCCAUCUGCCUUUUGCUCUGUAAUCUGAGGUGUUGCCAAGUUUUUAACAUAAUCACCAUGUCAUAAAAUAAUUUCUUACCUUAACUUAAUAUGACAAGCUCUGAAAGUAGAAUCCUUAAACUCAAAUAUUUCGUUAAUUUAAUGCAUCAGUAAUAUUUUACAUUCUGGUUCAGGGCACUAAUCUAACUCGCACUUCCAAAUCUAAAAUGAAUGAGUUUUCAGAAUACGCAAUUUAAUAAAAAAAUAAUAAGCCGAUAUUAUGAUAGAAAAGUAAUUGGAAUUAGGUAAACCACAGAAUAAGCACAAAUAAAUUUGGAUAAAUAAGCCAACAGUUUGAUGCUUUUUCAUUUUAUACUUUGCCUCAUAGCAUCCCUUCAGUCUAAAAAAAUAUAAACGAGCUAGGCAUUCUUCAUAAUGGCUAAAGUAUAUACUUUGCCCGUGACAUUUACUCACAUAAGAUCGGCAAACUAUUGGAGUGAGAAACAAUAUUGAAUAAGAGAAAUAUGACCUCAUUUGUAGUUUAUCACACUUGUGAUAACUUUACUAAUUUAUUUACUUAUUUAUGUAAGAACAUUAGGAUACGUACACAUUAUUAGAUUUCAGAUUACAUUCAUUGUGUAAAGCAAAAGUGCAAAAUUUUAAUAAGUAGCUUAAUACAAUUUAUACUCGAAAAUGCUUUCAAGAGACUGAGACUGUAAGGCGAUUUAUUUAAAGUAAAUGAUCACGAAAGUACUAUGUAAUACUCACAAGCACCUUCCAUUUCAUUUAUUUACUUUGUAUAUUGACCGUAAUAAAGUUUGUUAAAUAAAAAAUGAAAACAAUAUUGUGUAAUUAUUUAUUAAAACUGUACAAAUUGCAGUCUUUCUUAUAAAACUUAUAAUUUAAAGUGUAGAUUAAGUUGUAAACACACAUUUUUGGCUCAAGUCUGAACUUGAUUUAUAAUAGAAAAGUAAAAUUUUUAAUAUAAUCGAAGUAAGAGCGCAUAUAAAAAGCAUCCCCGAAAUUUCAAGUACAAGGUUAUGUUUUAAAUUACUUUAAUAAUGGUAUAAUUAAAAUCUAUAUGUAUACACUCGGCGUGACAUAAAUCGCAAUAGCGUCAUUUGCAAGCCCAUUAAAUCAACUUAAGAAAAACAAUUCCAGUUCAUUAAAAAAAAAGCUUGAUACUACAAAUGUGACUUUAAAAAAAAAUGCCAAUUUUGUUCCUCAAAAGGGCCAAUAGUUGCACUACCUUUACAAAAGGGUUAAUCCAGGUUCAAUGGGGGUUACCCUAGCCCAUUGGUUGCAAAGGGCCGCCCAUCACAGCGCGUCCUAUAUGAACCGGACAUCAUGAUAGUGGCUAGGCUGGCCCAAUCUGGCUGCAUGUCAGAAGGCCUAAUCCGAUGGUAAAGAGUUUACAUGCGGUUAGUGGAGUUUGAGCUGGGUGGCACACAAUGCCCACCGAAGCAGACAAGCUCGCACUUACAGCGUUCAACGCAAACCGAGAGCUGUCCAUCGAGAUGCCACCGCCACCACCUAGCAACACGACAAAGAGAAAAUGCGGCCCUCCGUCAGCCCAACAAAACCAACAGGAGAAGCACGUCUGUGCGACUGCUCGAACGCCGGACCCGCGUGACCCGCGCCAACGCAGGUCCCACAGUAUCAGCGACAAGUCUACGCCGCCGCUUGAAACGCCGACGACAUCACCACAACCACAGCCACAGUUAACGACUCCCGUAACAAUGCAACAGCGGGAGCAACGCCCAAGACAUCAUCAAGAAGUCAUCGGCUCGCCAACCCCAACCAACUCAACACUCGGCACAUCGGAAGCAACGAUGGUAAAAAGGGGUAUAGCGAGACAGCUAUACCGACAAGAGAGCCGGUAAGAGAAAAAACACAACUACCCUCAAUUACUUACAGGUAGUGGCCACGUCCCUGACCCCGCCUCCACCUGUAUGGAACAAGCCUGCCACAACAGUGGGCAAAACCGGCCCAAUCACAAACGCGACAAUACCACGAACCGAGGUAAGCGACCACGCGCUGGCCUCGCUCAUGACCCCAGCUAACGCACCGCCCGUCCACGACGGGACUAAUACCACCCGCCGCCGCGCCGUCGAAAAAAAAGUGGUCGCCACGCUGGUCAAAAAAUCGACGCGGCGCAACCACAGCCACCUGAAAAACUGGCGCCUGGAUCCAAACAGGCAUACACAACACAGGACGACAUACAACGCCUGUUCGCCCUCGCCGAACAGCUCCAGAUAGGCCUCCGCUCUAUAAGUCAACAACAUUUGUACAAGCCAUUUUAAUAAUAUUUUUUUUUAAGUUUGCAUUCCGAGUCGAUGCACUCUCAACUGCUGACACAGUUGACCCAGUAAUUGUUUUAAGACCAAUAUUAUAUGACAGUACAAUAAAGGCAUUCACAUCAUAUUGACGUAUUUUAAUAAUUAUCUCCUGACUAUCGUCCCGUGAGUAAUUGACAUAUUGACAGUCGUAAGGGUUUUAGUAACGGCCCCUCCAGUUUGGUCCUUCGAGCGAACUUUUCUAGAUUUUCGGUUUCGCGAAAAUACGUGAACGUGGUUUAGGAAAGUAUUAUCAGUGACAGGAUUGACAGUGCAUUGCGAUAAUAUUAAGUGACAUAUUAUAUUAGUGACGGGGCGUCCAGUGACAAUAAUUUGCAAUACUAUAGAAUCUUAUGACAUUCUGCAGUGACAUACAUUAGUGACAAUACAAUUAUUAAGUGACGCAAAUAGUUGUCACUAUUUGCGUAUUAAAUAAUAAUUAUUUGCGUAAUAUAUAAUAAGUAAUAAAAAAAUGACAUCAAUCAGUGACAAUUUAUAACUCAAUUAUUGACAUUAAUUAGUGUCAAUAAAGUUUUAUAUCAAUUAAUGACAAUUGCAACAUUUAGUAAAAUCAAAAAGUGACAUAUUUUGAUGUGCUAAUAUAACAAUCAAGCAAAGCCGUGUAGCCUUGCGAGUGACUAGCGAUCGAGGCGCACAGCGUUGUAGCAAUCAUCUCUGAAGCUAUACCUGACAGAGGAGCCGGUGGUCUGUUCGCGAACUUCUCAUCGUGACAUCGUUGUCUCUCGGAUUUCUAGGCAACAUCCUACACAGCUGACAUCAAUAUCCUGCAACUGGAGUCGGUGAUCUAUCAAUGAACUUCUCAUCGUGACACCGUCGUCUCUUGGAUUCCGAAGAGACAUUCGUCGCAGGUGACAUCAGUACCAAGUAAGACUGUUUCAUUAUUACUUAAACGACGCAUUGACAAGAAUGGAGGCUAUUUUAGAUAAUCAGCAGUCCGUUAUAGAGGCUUAGAAAGGGAAAAUAUUAAUUUCAAGAAAGAUUAUUUUAGAAGAAAGACUCCUGAGUACAUUGCUAGCAAGUUAGAGAGAGUAGACAAAUAUUGGGAAGAUUUUGAAUUCAAUCAUGACUAACUAUUGAAUGAAUAUUUUAUAAAAAAAGGUGUACCAACAAACACAAGAAUAUUAUGAAUCGACGCGGGAUAUGAUUGUGAGUUUCAAGAUGUCAGGUGACAAAAUAGAGAUUGGGCAAAAUACAGUAUCAGAUGACACAUCAAAGUUGAAAAAUUUGAUACAUCAACAAAGAACCAACUUUAAAGCGUUUCUUAGGCAAAUUCAGUAUUGUAAUGUGGACGGGAUAGAUGAAAAAUGUGAGUUAGAAAUGAACUUCGUAACAUAAAAGCACGCUGGGAGUGUAUUGACAAACUACAUUGGAAAAUAGAUAAUUUGAUAGACGAGUCGAACCCGGAAUAUGAAGAUGAGUUUAACGAUCAAGAGCAAAGAGAUAGGAAAAUAAAACGGAUUUAAAUAGACACAUAUCGUGUACGGCUCAUCUUAAAGAAUCAACACCGAAAAUGGACUCUCCUGUGUUUACAGGGAAUUAUAAAGACUGGCCUACAUUUUUAGAUUUGUAUAAAUAAACGAUACAUAACGACACUACACUCAGUAAGUCACAAAAAAUGCAGCACCUAAAGAGUAAAGUGAGAGGAGAGGCAGAGAGAUUGAUCCAGCAUCUCCACAUCUCUGCAGACAAUUAUGACACCGCAUGGGAUAUUUUAUGUCAACGUUAUAAUAAUAAACAACUCCUUUUUACCAAACAAAUAGAAGUGUUUCUCAACCAGCCAAGUAUUUAAAGCAAAUGUCAUAAGAGAUUAAAAAAUUACAUGACACAAGUAAAGAAUGCAUGCAUGCCAUACAAAAUCUGGGAGUGGACAUACUCGUAGCAACGUGGGGUCCUCUGCUUGUAUAUCUCUUGUCUAAAAAGCUUGACACAGAGACUUAUCGCGAUUAUCAAGAGGCAAGAAAGAACCCUCGGGAACUUGCAAAAUUAGAGGAUUUCUUUGCAUUUAUAGAACUUAAAACAGCACUAGAGCCUAUUCGAAAAAGAGAAGAAUUUAUAUUAAAUAAAAUGACAAAAAAUGGUGACAAAAUUUGACAAACAUGAGAAAAAAUAUAGGGAUCUCAAAUCACCCUAAUCACGGAAAAUGCAGUACAACUCUUAGGCCUUCGUCGACAACAAGUCAACGCGUCCGUCUGCGGAAUAGGGGUUGCUCCGAAGAAAGGCAUGGGCAAAAUCGCCCUGAAUUAAAAAUCUAGGUUUCAGGUUAGUUUUAAGAACUUAUUUGUAUUUUUUUGUGUAAUUAAUCUGGUUUUAAUUAAAGCCUAAUUAAGGAUUUUUAUUGUUUUGUAAACUUUAUUUGCACGGCUCCAAUACAAAAUAAUAAUUAUUUGAAUUGUUUUUUAAGUUUAUUUAAUGGGCUUUCAAAUGUCACCAAUAUUGGUUGGGGUAAAUGCGUGUGUUGAUUAUAAUAACGCUUGAAAGGUAUUAUCGCGGAGGUGCGCUUUUUUGACGCCGAGUGUAUAUAUAACUUUACUUCAACCUAAUUAAUUAUUCUUUCUUAGUUAACUACGAUGGGUUUUGAAACUUUACCUUUGUUCAAACUUCUCUAUUUACCAGAUCAAGUAUAACUUAUUUAUUUCACAAACUGAUACAUAGUUCAGUGAGUCAGUAAAAUAAUAUAGAGUAGGUAAGUCAAGACUGGCUAUUUCCAGCCAUCACAAUGUAAAAUAACCCUUUUGAUAAUAUUAACUUCGCACUGUAAACAAAAAUUGUAGCAUUCCUCAAAAGGGCGAUAUAAAAAUAUCUGAAAAAAUUAUAAGUACCUACGAUACAAUUGUUGCUGGUAACAAAUUUAAAACAUACUUACCGAUAAGUAUUAAAUAAUUAUUUAAUAUGACGGUAAAACAGUGAUCUUAUUAGUUUUCUCAGAAAACAAAAUACAAAUAUUUCUCAAAUGCACGAACCUUCACUGAACACGCGUGUUAUUGCAACACAUAAAUAAUGAAUAGUAUGUAAAGUUAAAAAUUAUGCAGAAUUUAAUAUUUUUAUUAUCUUUCAUCUGUAUAAAAUACGAUGAAUUUGAUACAAAAAAAAGCAUUAUAAUUAUUGCAAGAUAUAAAAAAUCUUUUUGCAGAUAUCCUACAGCAUAAUGUUAUGUUUUUAUUAAAAGAUAAGAAAAGACAGUGAGAUAUUGUAUACAAAAAAAUGUAGAAAAACUUAGAAAUGUAAGAGAGUGAGAUAUUGUAUCUUGUAUUUGAGUAUUAAAUCUGAACGACACUUAAAACAAAAAGUUUAUUAUUAAAGCGAAACGUCAAUUUUAUACAUGUUAACGUCAAUAACUUUUUUAGACAUAAUAUUGCCAGCUGAAAAUGUAAGUCAUUUCCUCAACAACGUAUUUUUAUCUAGCUACAAUAAAAAGAGACCAGAACAAUUACGUAAAAACCUAAAUAUUUAUCACAUUUAAAGUAAUGUUUUACCUUUGGUUAUACGUAUUUGACACCUUUCCAUAGGGAGCUGGCUUCUAUGAGACACUUGCAUCCGCACCCUGUAGGGCAAGUAUCGCGUUGUGUGAACCUGCGCAUCAUGUGUUGCGCGUGGCCGGCGUGGCCGCAGUAGGCACACAGACACGCGAGCCCGCGCACGCCGAGAGUGCACACGGCGCAGCGCAGCGCCACGCGGCCGCAGUGCGAGCACGCCGCGCCGGCCGCCGCGCGCCCGCACCACCCGCACUCCGCCACCAGCUGUGGGCCCGCCGGGGUGUGCUCGUGCUUGCACUUCACUAGUUUCAUCACCUCUGUUUUCUUAUAUAACAACUGCCAACGGUGUAAAAUGUCCGCAUAUGCGCGUUUGAAGCAAUAAUAAAGGUGUUCAGUAGUUUCAUCUAGUACACAUGACGAGGGUCGUUCAGACUUCGUCAUUGUAGAAUCCGUAUAGAAAUUUUCAGCUUCUGAACAAGAAUUGCUUCUUAGUACGAUAGGUAAAGUCCAUCCAUCGGCACUUAUUUCGCUAUAUUGAUUUAGCGUACUAUAGGGUGAAGUGUUGUUUCCCUAGGUACUGAUGCUGGACUGAGAGCUAGAAUUGUUAGUGUUGUUAAAAACACUAAACGCACAAGCUAACAUUGCAGCCAUCUGUAGAUCUGCCGAUUUCGCGUAGUGGGUUAUUAGUGACUGUAAGAGGUUACAGCACAGUGUGUGGCCCUCCCAGCCCAUGGUCUCCUCACUGGAGGCACCGCUGUCACCGAGUCGUGCCCGCAGCGAGCGCGCUGUCUGCGCUGCCAAACCCCACGCAUGCGCCAAUUCAGUUUCCCCUUCCUCUGUAGCGAUUUUAGUGUUCUUCUCGCACAUGUCUAACAGGAUUCUUAGCAUUGAUCACGUACUUCUCAGCUAGAAUGCGAUUUAGAGGGAACAGGCUAGAGGCAGCGUACAAAACCACUCUGGGUGAUACGCAUCCUGAUAUACUUCCACGACUUCUCAUACUUCCAGCACGCCGUCCUUGGGCUUUCCAUCUGUCUUGAAAAUAAGACAUCGUUAUAGAAUUCGACGUAUGUCUAAGAUGUAAUUGCGGGAAACCUGGAGCGUUUGUAGGCGACGGUGUUGUAGUCGCAUGAGGUGACACCGAACUGUAUCCAGCACCGAAUAGCGCGGGCGUCAGCGACAACGAAGACAUGGACCGAGGUGUACCAGUCUCGUGUUUCAAAGACAGACGUCGAGUGUUAGGUGGUCUAUUGAAUACGACUAAGGUGUCAACGCCGCACCAUUUCGCACCGCAAGUGCGAGGAAAUGGUAUACACGAGUCACCCGCAUUUUCACUCUCGGACUGACUUCGUUGGCUGGAUUUCAUGGAAUCUGAGUCAUCGCUGGAUUUUACUGGUAUCUCAUCAAUAGAUGUAGCUAAAGUUUUCAAACAGUGCAAAAGACAUCUGUGACCUUCUUUCUUCUUCCGAUAAGCAGUGACGUUGAUAGCUUGAAGAAUUUUGAUGGUAGUCACGCCAUCCACAUUAGUUCCAGAUAACCAUGAGAAUUUUGGGAUUGUUUGCUCAGUGACAUUUCUCGGGAACAUGACUUGUAAAUUUGCAGUGUAACCAUUCCGUUCAGAAUGUAUCUGACAUGUUCUUGUUUCGAUAUUCAUAUCAGUAACUUCGAUAUUGGCCAUUUCGCGGAUAGAUUCAAAUUCUUCGUCAAUUGUGGUAGAAGUUUUCUUUGGGUAUCUGGACCUUUAUUAUCAGCCAGAGAGAUGUCAUUCAUUGAACUAACUGUAGAAGCAUAGCUUGCAGUAUCACUAUUAUUGUAAUCUUCAUUCUCUGCAUCAUCAGGUAAAUAGUGGUGGCACAUCUUCAAAAGAGAUGGAUGCAUGGACCACACUCUAAGGGACUGGUCUCUACCCCAUGUGACAAGCUGGUAGUUGGAUGGAGAAGUGUUUGGUCUCCAGACCAUAGUCUGCACUGUAUCGGUGUGUCCUACUAGUCUGUGGGAGAGCGUGCCCCCUACCCAGAUUCCAAUAACCCCUGCUUGUUCCACUCUAGGUAAGCCUCCCCAGCCAACUCCUAUAGUCAAUAACCCACUUCCAAAUGGAGUAUAGAUAGCUCUCCAUACAGGAAAAUUGGUCAUUAUUACAUUAUCUGGUCUCCUUGGAUUAUUAAUGUCGAAAUAUUUUAUACUUCCAUCAUGACUUGAUGUAACAAGCUGAUACUCAUGAUGUGGACUCCAGUCUACACCAUGAAUUUUGCAUAAAUGUGCAGAUAUAUAUUGGAUGGGUGCAGUGGUUUUACGAUAGUCCCAGAUUUUAAUGUCGCCAUCAUGAGCUGUGGCCACUAUGUGUGAGGCCACUUUAUUCCAUUGUACUUGUGAAGCACCAGCUACAGCACACAUGGAAAGUAUAGGUUUUCUAGCAUCCCUCAAGUCCCAUAAAUGUGUGAAUGUGUCAAUGGAACAUGUUGCAAUAAGGUUGUGGUCCUGCCUGUGGAAAUGUGUAUCACUGACUACCCUGGUAUGACCACGGAGGGAGGUUAUACAGGUAAGUUCAUUACCACCUCGCCAUUCAUAUACAUCAACUCUCUGGUUACUCGCGAUAGCACACAAUUUUUGGCCAUGAUACGUCUGGCACCACUCUGCACCAGCAGCGUCAUAUUUACUCUGUCGGGGAUAUUUUUUAACAAUACUUCCCGUCUCUUCUUCUAAAUUGAUUUGUUUUAUGGCUAACCACCUCCGGCCGGCCAACAACACGUUGUUGCCGGAAUAAUCCACUGUCAUCGCAGUGGCUUGCAGCUCUCGGUACUCCCAUUUCAUUAUUUCCGAACUCCAAUGCACUGACAUGUUGACUAUAUUAAUAUAUAAAAAUUCAAACGUCUACAUUAACAAGAGAUAACACUAGGUAUUCCUAUAGGAAUAAUUGGACUUUUUAUUUAAGUAUAAGUAAGACGCUUGUAAUAAAAAUACAAUCAAACAUUUGACAGAUCGCUGACUGACAUUGACAAUGAUCAGCUGAUUGAUAGUGGCAACGUUUCAUUCUUACAACACCCAGCAACACUCACAAGUACAAAAAUUACUCAAACAUAAUUUAAACGGAGAAGAUGUGGUUGGCCCACUCUCAGCAA
This is a messenger RNA of Chilo suppressalis (striped riceborer), 14969 nucleotides long. The record is from the annotation of a GenBank genome assembly. NCBI's taxonomy places the organism in Eukaryota, Metazoa, Arthropoda, Insecta, Lepidoptera, Crambidae.